Molecule: messenger RNA, 1951 nt
Organism: Protopterus annectens (West African lungfish)
Lineage: Eukaryota; Metazoa; Chordata; Ceratodontiformes; Protopteridae
Product: transcriptional regulator Myc-A-like
Exons: 3
Coding region: 305-1390 (361 amino acids)
Biological process (GO): regulation of transcription by RNA polymerase II; positive regulation of cell population proliferation
Molecular function (GO): RNA polymerase II cis-regulatory region sequence-specific DNA binding; DNA-binding transcription factor activity, RNA polymerase II-specific; protein dimerization activity
Source: RefSeq, a predicted model, not a curated record
GCGGGGUUUCUGUAGCUGUAGCAGGCGGUCGUUCCAUUACUUGUCGUUGUUCAGCAGAGUUUUUUUUCCUCUCUGUGAGGUUUUGGCGCGAGAUAGAUGGGCGGGCGUACACACUUGCCUUAAAAAGUCAGACUUGUAGCAUUAAGUAGUAGAGGAGCUUUUACUGAGGUACUGCAUUUUUUGAGUGUGUGGUGUAUAUUGGAAAUAGGCUCUGAGCUUUUGUAGUUUGAAGUGCUGAUCGGCCUCGAAACAGCUCACUUUCAGUCUUCCCGCAGUCUGUUACUUUGAUUAAAGAGCGUUUACAAUGCCUCAAGGCCCCUGGGAAACCGAAGUGGACCCUGAACCCAUGUUGUUUGACGAUGAUCUCUGCAACAGCGUUCUUAAAGACCUAGAACUGCUACCAACAGUAUCACAUUCUGCAGAUAAAAUUAGCUCACUUUUCGGGUUUGACUCUGACCUGGAUGUGUUUAUAACUGGGUUGCUGCUUGAAGGGGACACUGGGUGGGAACAUGGAUGGAACCAUGAAAAGACAUCCGACCUAGACUUCCCGAUGGAUUCUUUUCCUAAUUUGGAAGACCUUGAAAAAGAAAUGAAUGAAAAGUUUACUUCAGCAGUGUCUCAGUGUUCGUUGCUUGCAGACUUUGAAAAUGGGAUUGGCGAGAAUGGUGGUGCGCACAUCACGGAUUCCACCUGCCCACAACUCGAACCAGAUGGGAAAGUAGAACAGAGUUCAUCAGAGGAUGAGGAAUCUAUUUGUACCGGAAGCUUAACCUUAAGCUCCAGUGAGUCAGAAGAAGAAAUUGAUGUGGUCACAGUAGAAAGACACAAAACAGUCGGGAAACGCACUGUUUGCACUGAGCAGAUCAGGAGAUCAGAAACUAGAGCACAAAGGCUUGCCGCAAUCAAGCGUUGUAACCUUGAAAUUCAGCUGCAGCAUAACUACGCCGCACCAUGCCCUACUACAGUGGAAGCUAAAAGACCGUGCACCUAUACUGCUGGAUUCAAGGGCGUGCGUAAGCGCAAGAACUUUGACCUCGAUGAGGAGGAGCCGCAAAGAACGCACGCUCUAUUCAAAUGUGCGAACAAGAGCAGAAGUCCGAGUAUGCGCUCCUCCUCUGACGUUGAAGAGGAGGAGAGGCGCAGGACGCACAACGUACUCGAAAGGCAACGGCGCAAUGAACUAAAGUUGUGUUUCCUAAAAUUGAGAGAUGAGGUGCCAGACUUGUUAAACAAAGAAAAGGCUUCAAAAGUGGUCAUCUUACAGCAAGCACGGGAUUUCAUUACGUCUCUCCAAGUUGAAGAACGGAAGUGCAUAUCCAGUAGAGAGAAACUGAAACGAAAGCAAGAACAGUUAAGGCGCAGACUUGAGCACUUAAAAAGGACUAAAUGAACCCUUUGUCUCAGGAAAUGGACAGCACACUUGGUUUUUAAUGGCAAGUUGUAUUAAAAGCACAACUUAAUUGAGGGUCCAUGCAUUUUGUCCGUUACCUUCAGGAGCAUCUUUCCACGUGUUUAAAUCCUUGCUUACUCCUCAAAGAUCUGUCCUGCUCCUUCUGGUACCAUAAAUUGUAGUUAUGUCAAAGCAGCUGUUGUCUUAACAGUACAAGUUUUUACAGAGUAACCUCGCAGAUCAUAUACUGAGCAAGAUUUGGAAUUUAGGAAGUACAUUGUUAAUGCAUUUUGCAACACCAAUAAAACAGAAGGAAGGGUGUGGUGGUUGUUUCAAAUGCGAUGAACAGUUAAGGAAAGUUUGCAUUAAUGUUCGUUUUAUUUAUCAGUUGUAAACAGUUAAAUAUGUGCCUUUAUACUACUGCCUUUGAAAAUGUUUGUAUAUACUUUAUUGCAUGUUGUUGCAUGCUGGUUUUUCCAAGCUUUACUAGCUUGAUGUAAACAUGGGUUUAAUUCAGUUUACCUCGAUGAAAUGUAUUAAAUAAAAUUGUUUUUACUUUAA